AUGCCAUUAAGUACUGUAUAUAAAGAGCCACAAAAGCAGACCAUUAUCCACUCAGCUCCUCCUUCACUUCUUGUCCUCCACUUUGGAAAAAAGGACUUGGUAGCCAUGAAGGUCCUCAUCCUUGCCUGCCUGGUGGCUCUUGCCCUUGCAAGACAGAAGGAAGAAAGUGUAUCUGGUGAGAUCGUGGAAAGCUUUUCAAGCAGUGAGGAAUCUGUUACACACAUCGACAAGAAAGUUGAGAAGUUUAAACUUGAGGAACAGCAGCAAACAGAGGAUGCACUCCAGGAUAAGAUCCACCCCUUUUCCCAGCCACAGCCCCUAGUCUAUCCCUACAAUGGUCCCAUCCCUUACCCUAUCCUUCCACAAAACAUCCUGCCUCUUGCUCAGCCCCCUGUGGUGGUGCCUUUCCUUCAGCCUGAAAUAAUGGAAGUCCCCAAAGCAAAGGAGACUAUCCUUCCUAAGCAUAAAGAAAUGCCCUUCUCUAAAUCUCCAGUAGAGCCCUUUACUGAAAGGCAGAGCCUGACUCUUACUGAUCUUGAAAAUCUGCAGCUUCCCCUGCCUCUGCUUCAGUCCUGGAUGCACCCACAUUCCCAGCCUCUUUCUCCUACCCUCAUGUUUCCUUCUCAGCCCUUGCAGUCCCUUCCACAGCCCGUUUCUCAGCCCCAAGCCCUGCCUAUUCCCCAGCAAGUGGUACCCUACCCACAGAGAGAGAUGCCCACCCAGGCCCUUCUGUUGUACCAGGAGCCUGUAGUUGGUCCUAUGCGGGGCCUCUACCCUAUUAUUCUAAAAGAAUUCAGAGGACCCAAACAGUUUAUGCUAACAGAACAGCUUUAUUACAAGCAGAAGACAGAGUACAACAACAGGAGAAGGAUAUGCAUUGAGAGAGGUGUUGCGAUCCCAGGAGCAAACUUCAUUUGUCCUUCCAUGGCUUGGUAG
Messenger RNA from Hippopotamus amphibius kiboko, 936 nucleotides. RefSeq names its product casein beta (gene CSN2). The transcript is spliced from 8 exons. Gene Ontology annotation, cellular component: extracellular region. The coding region runs from base 1 to 936 and encodes 311 amino acids. The record is from RefSeq and is a predicted model, not a curated record. Lineage: Eukaryota; Metazoa; Chordata; Mammalia; Artiodactyla; Hippopotamidae.